Messenger RNA from Pseudophryne corroboree (corroboree frog), 962 nucleotides. RefSeq names its product glutathione peroxidase 4 (gene GPX4). Gene Ontology annotation, biological process: response to oxidative stress. NCBI's taxonomy places the organism in Eukaryota, Metazoa, Chordata, Amphibia, Anura, Myobatrachidae. Gene Ontology annotation, cellular component: nucleus; mitochondrion. Gene Ontology annotation, molecular function: glutathione peroxidase activity; phospholipid-hydroperoxide glutathione peroxidase activity. The transcript is spliced from 7 exons. The record is from RefSeq and is a predicted model, not a curated record.
AUGCUGCUGAGGUUGCUGUGUGUCGGCGUCAGGCGCUCAGUGCUGCUUGGCGCAGUGAUCGGUGUGUGUGUCGGCAGCAGCAGGGCGAUGUGUGCUAAGGUGGAUGACUGGAAGACGGCCAAGACUAUUUAUGAAUUUUCUGCUACAGACAUUGAUGGCAAUGCAGUGUCACUGGAGAAAUAUAGGGGAGAUGUCUGCAUCAUCGUCAACGUAGCAUCUAAAUGAGGAAAAACACCUGUAAACUACACUCAGCUUGUCAACCUGCACGCCAAAUAUGCUGAGAGGGGUUUACGCAUCCUCGGGUUUCCCUGCAACCAGUUUGGAAAACAGGAACCUGGGGAUGAAGCUCAAAUAAAAGACUUUGCUGCAUCCUACAAGGUAAAAUUCGACAUGUUCAGCAAGAUUGAGGUCAAUGGAGAUGGUGCCCAUCCUCUGUGGAAAUGGAUGAAGGAUCAACCUAAAGGACACGGUACUCUUGGGAAUGCUAUUAAGUGGAACUUUACCAAGUUCCUUAUUAAUCGGGAGGGUAUUGUUGUUAACAGAUACAGCCCCAUGGACGAUCCAAUUGUCAUAGAGAAAGAUCUACCCAACUUCCUUUAGGAUGCUCCAUUUACCCAGUGUCUUGACAGUUGACUGCAGUCUUCUAUCCCUAUAAUGAUGGUAUGCUUCAAAACCGCAAGGGGGAGGCAAACCUGAUUGUGUUAUGGCGUGCACACCUGGGAGGAGAUUGUACUUUGCUGCCAGGAUCUGAACUGUGGACCAAGAAAUCAUGCGAACAUUAAACCAGAAUUACACUACUUUCUUUGUGUAUCAUUAAUCCUUUGAGACCAGUAAAGCAGAGAAGUAAUGGCACACUCUUAAUAGAACCAUAUUCUUUUCUUUUAACACCUAUUUUGCACUAGUUUAAAGGUUGAACUGCAUUCAAGUAUUUGCUAAAUUAAAAAAAAAUAUGCUAGUUCCAA